Molecule: messenger RNA, 2555 nt
Organism: Cynoglossus semilaevis (tongue sole)
Lineage: Eukaryota; Metazoa; Chordata; Actinopteri; Pleuronectiformes; Cynoglossidae
Product: high choriolytic enzyme 1-like
Exons: 10
Coding region: 366-1262 (298 amino acids)
Biological process (GO): proteolysis
Molecular function (GO): zinc ion binding; metalloendopeptidase activity
Source: RefSeq, a predicted model, not a curated record
GUGUAAACUCUACCUUUAAAGCAGUCUUAAAAAAUAAGAGACAUUUCUUUUCGUGAAUCAUGCUAACGCCACAUAGCAAGGUCAAUAAUUUGUAAUUUAUUUUCAAUAAGUUCUUUGUAUUGAUGUUGCAAGUUCUCUAUGCACACAUGAACUCUACUGCAUGUGUGAACGUUAACCAUGGGUUAUCCAGGAUUAUACCACAGUAGAUUGGAGAGUAGAUAGAACACUCUUGAAUGACCAGAAGUAAGACAGUCUGUAAAUGAGACUCUUAAAUGGACCAACAGUUUAUCCCCAGCAUCAGGCUGUAGAAGGAUAAUGAAUUACACAGUCUUUUACCUAAAUUCCAAAAGACUGUGCAGUUCCAGAUGAACACAUUUUCUACACAAGCCACACCCUCCUGGUACUACCUUAAAAGAAUGGGAAUCUCAGCAAGUGGACUAGACCCUGCACCAGACCUAACAGUUUUUAAAUUUGUAGGACUGUGGUGGACCAUCAUGACUCCUAAUUUCUUCAUUCUCUUCAUUUUUACAUUGACGUCCAUCUUGUCUGUGUCGACUGGUGAAGAAAAUGAAAUAAAUACUGCUGACGUCUCUGACAUUAUUGAACAAGCCAACAAGGACCUAAAAAACUUGGUCCAUGGAGACAUUGUGCCAAAUAAAAACAGGAAUGCUGACCCCUGCACUAAGACUGGCUGCAAAUGGCCUAAAUAUGGAAGCUUUGUCUAUAUUCCUGUGGCAAUCGCUAGCCACUACAGUCACACUCAACGUAAUCUUAUCAUCAGAUCCUUGAUAACGUUUCACCAUCACACAUGCAUUCGCUUUGUCUGGCGUCGCCGUAAUCACCGGGACUUUCUGUACUUCUUCUCUGGAUCUGGGUGCUGGUCCUAUAUUGGCAGACAGGGGGGACAGCAGCCAGUUUCCCUGAGACGUAAUGGUUGCUUGUACAUAUCGACAGCGCAGCAUGAAGUCCUGCAUGCUAUUGGCUUUCACCACGAGCAAAAUCGCUCUGACAGGGAUCGUUAUGUUCAUAUUCUAAUGCAAAAUGUUUGGUCAGGAAUGGAGGGAAACUUUGUGAAAGCAAGCACCCUCAACCUUGGAACGCCGUACGACUUUAACUCUAUCAUGCACUACACCAAGUAUGCCUUCUCCAAAAAUGGCCAACCAACCAUUCUCGCCAAGAGUGAUCCCAAUUUGGAAUUUGGACAUGCCACGUACAUGAGCAAAAAUGACAUAGAUCGUAUCAACCGUUUGUAUGAAUGCUAACUUCAUGACAGAGAAAACAUGGUUUCUGGUUUGAUUUUGGGUGCAAGGUAAAAUCACAGUGAAUGUAACCAUUCUCAGUAUAUUCUGUGAAAAUUGUUUCUUUUUCUCAGUUCAACAGUCAAGUUUAAAAGUUAUUCUCAUGAGAAAAUAAACCAAUAAUUCAACCCUUACACACCUGUGUGUAGACUGCAUGACUGGUCCUGGGUCAUGUAUUCAGGUUUCCUUCAACUGUGUGAAUACCUUUUUAAUUGAAGAGUCAAACAAGACACGCCUUUGCCCCCAAGUCAGCUGUAAGGCAGGAAGGCAUGAUAUAUCUACCAAUUUAGUAAAAGGCUUGGUGAUAUCUUGUAUGUCCACUAUCUCUAUAUUCAUCUGCUGAAUAAACUUCUGGAAAUUCUGACAAAAUGCUUUUAUGGCUGCAAUAGUAUUUGAACCACAAUGUGGAUGCAAAUAUAAUGGGUUGCUGUAAUCCAGCGGUUUUUACGCCACGGACCGGUUAAAUGUCUGAAAUUAUUUUCACGGAACGGCCUUUAUGGUGUGGUGAAUAAAUAAAACUAAAUAAAAUGAUACGACCGGCAUGAAAACUGGUAUUUGCUAAAUAUAAUAAUGAAGGUUAAGCCAUGAAAAACAUAAUGAAGGUGUAUGCAAAUGUUGUAGCAGUGUUCUCGUGACAUCAUGCUUGUGUUUUGAUGCUUUGUCCUUGUGGUCGGGCAUUGUUGAAGGCUUCAUUGCCUCAUUAGAGAGACGUUCGCCGCAUAUUAUGCAGCGCAGGCUCGGUGCAUGGGAACAACCUGUCGCAAUAAAUCCAUAUUUUCAAGUAGGACUCCUGGAAUUGUCUGUUAGAUGCAGCUUUCUUUUUUUGAAGACCUAGGUUCUUCUUCUGUCACCUCACAGACUCUUUUACCCUGCUCUAAGAAACUUUCCAAUGGCGUUUGUUUUCUGUUCCUUUUUCUAGCUUGGUGGUUUCAGUUUAGCUGUACAGUAAUGUAUUAUGUGUUACCGUCAAGAGCAGACCUUUUAACAAGGUAGUGGAUGUAUGUAAGACAUGAGACUGAGAACCAGAAUCAGAUAGUAAAUAAAACGGAAAUAAUGUAAGUUAUGCAUUCUUUCUGUGCGCCGGUACCAAAUGACCCAGGGGUUGGGGACCACCCUUGUAAUCAAGAGCAUUCUAUUGUUUCCCUUAAAUAAAUGUGUCACCUAACUAUGUUAGAUCAAAACGUUCUUCUUAUUACUUUUAUUAGAAUGAUUUUGAGGUAAAAAAAAAAUCAGACCACCAGAGUAGAUAAAGAGCAC